CGGUGCUUCUCUCGCUAAAACUUUUGACAUUUAUGACAUUCGUUCACAGAAAAUUAGAAAAAUGGAAAUGAAAAAUAUUAAAAAGGCAAUGGAAUAAAUAUAGAGGUAGAGUGAUUGUAUUGUGGUAUAAAACGAACUAGAAAUUGCUUAUUCAACUGGAGAAUUUUUUAAUUUCUGUCAUUUGGCCCUUUUAUUUCACAAGGUAAUAUGAAAAUAAAUGAGAAAAAUUUGUGUUCUUUUGCCGUGUCUGCGACUCCUGUUGAUAAAGAGGGGUAUUUGAAUAAAAGAGGUGAAGUGAAUAAAAAUUUUCAAAGGCGUUACUUCCUAUUGAAAGGCAAUUUACUUUUUUAUUUUGAUAAAAAAGGCGACAGGGAACCAGUUGGAGUUAUCAUAUUGGAGGGCUGUUCCAUUGAAUUAGCUGAGGAUGAUGAACAAUUCAGUUUCAAAAUUGAAUUUCAUGGAAUAAAUAACAGAAGUUAUGUUCUUGGAGCUGAAUCUCAAGAAUCUAUGGAACAGUGGAUGAAAGCUUUGGCUUGUGCUGGUUAUGACUAUAUGAAAUUAAUGGUAGCUGAACUUCAAAGACAAUUAGAUGAUAUAGAAGAGACACCCUUACCACUUCCAUCCUCACAAGUAAUGAGUUCUCCAGUUCCACCUCCAAGGACGAGGCACAACCCUUUCAACAAACCCGAGAUCAACCCUCAUCAAAGGUCAAAUAGUUUGAGGUCUACAUGCUCAAAUUCAAGUCGCUUGGAUGAGACCAGGUAUUCAGAGAAUAACUUAGCAGUUGCAGCAACUCCUAAAAUAAGUAUAAGUUUCCGAGAACUUCACAAUUCCUAUGGAAGACCAAUUUUGAAGGACUUCAAUUAUUGGAAGCACGAACGGAAGGAGAAAUCAGAAACUGUAGAAAAUCUCAUUUCUUUUUGAGAUAAGCACUGAUAAAUUACCGAUGAUUCGAUGUUCCCCAUUACCUAAACAAUCAGAAGAUGACUAAAAUCUUCACUUUCAAUACUCUCAAUUGCAAGAUAUCUCAAAAAAUACCCUUUUGGCAGAGAAGACAGCAAAAAUCCAAGAAUUACAGACCUUUUGGUUCUCUUACCUAAAAUUAACUUCCAUUCAUGUAUACUAUACUAUGUGUAUUAAUCUGAUUAUUAACAUAACCUGUAAUGUACUAGUUGUUUGGGUUUUGAGUAGAUUUGAGACAAAAUGAAUAUGAGUAAAUUUUGUAAUAAUA
Molecule: messenger RNA, 1231 nt
Organism: Leptinotarsa decemlineata (Colorado potato beetle)
Lineage: Eukaryota; Metazoa; Arthropoda; Insecta; Coleoptera; Chrysomelidae
Product: sesquipedalian-1
Biological process (GO): receptor recycling; endosome organization; retrograde transport, endosome to Golgi
Cellular component (GO): early endosome; trans-Golgi network; recycling endosome
Source: RefSeq, a predicted model, not a curated record